Molecule: messenger RNA, 505 nt
Organism: Saprolegnia diclina VS20
Lineage: Eukaryota; Oomycota; Saprolegniomycetes; Saprolegniales; Saprolegniaceae
Exons: 1
Coding region: 26-451 (141 amino acids)
Source: RefSeq, a predicted model, not a curated record
ACUCAGUUUGCCAUUUGCCUCAAGUAUGACGCUCAACCUCGUCGUCGGUGCCUUUGGUCUUGGUGUCUUGUACGCGGGCGAGUGGAUCGACUGCGCGCCGCGCUUCCUGUAUGCUCCCAAGACCAUCGACACGUCGGCGCUUGAUGCAAUCGAAAACCCUACAACGAAGGACGUCAAGCGACUCGCCUUCAUGGAGACGAGCAAGAUAAUUCAUGCCAAGGUCGAGCUCCACUCGUUCUGGCCGACCAUGGGUCUCAUGGCGCUCUUCUUCUCCUUUGCGUGUCCUGUCGAAGGUCUGCCAGUGCUUGCAAUCAUCGGUCUCGUGUGCGCGUACCCGUUCUUGCACCAGAAGCGCCAACGCCUCCUUCUGGAAAACGAAAACGAGCAGUGGGAAGACUGGGAAGAGAGUAUGCUCGCGACACUUCGUGCGAAGAAACCGGUCGCAUCUUAAAUUCUAACUAAAACAUUUCGAUUUGAUGGUACUAGCCUGAGAAAUCUAGCCACG